AGUUAAAUUAAAAUCACAAAAAAUUAAAAAAAAAAAAUUGCGAGGAAAACGUCUGAAAAAAAUGCGUGCCGCUUUUAAGAACAACCACGAAGGUACCAAUGUAAAUUUGGUAGAUGAUGCCUGUGCUAGUGAUAUGCAGAAUAUUUUUUCAUUAGACGAGCCAGUAGAUACUUCCAUACAGAGAAGAGCCGCACAGGCCAGUCUUAAACACAAAAAGAAAUACUCUGACAAUAAAGGAAGUAGUAACAGAACAUCUGAGACUCAAUAUUUCACAAUUGAUUCCGAAGAAUCAGGUAAUUUAGAGCAGCAGACGAUUGGAGAAAUAGAUACUUGGCGGUUGGAUUCUGAAAGUAAGACAGAGAGUAAGCAAAAGGAUACGGAUGAUUUGACUCAUAUUGCUUUUAAUGAGAAAAGAAAUUUAGGUACACCUUUUGUGAUCAACGCACUGACGGAUGGUGUCACUUCAAUAAACCUGCCAAAGAUAUUUGAACCUGAACAAAUGACAAAAUUAGAUAAGGAAAUGAUUUGCGAUGAUACUCUUGAAAAGAUAAAUUCAUUAAUCAAUAUAGAUAGAGUCAUUAUGACAGAUGCCAAAUCUGGAAAGUCUAAGUACAACGACCGUAUAAAAAUUAAUCAUUUAGAACUGACAUCAUCUGUGCCAUCGAGUAUAACUAAAAAUGAUGAAAGCGAAGAUGCUAACAGAUUAAAAGCCGCUAGUGCCAGUAAUACUAACAAUCCUAUUCGAAAUCGUAUGCAUAAAAAAUACGUUAAAAAUAACAAUCUUCAGUAUAUAGAUCAUAAUAGUUCUACAGAAGCAUCGAGUCCAAGGCGCAAAAAUGUUAAUUCACAUCAACAUAUGGAUGAGAAAGCACCAAAAAUUUAUUGCCUAAGAAAUCUAGUCAUCGUCAUAAUGAAAAGCGGGAGUAGAUUCUGUUUCACUGGCAAGCUGUUAGUAAAAGUGUUGUACGGUGCUGUGAAAAUUUAUGGUUCCGUAUUAAACAAGUCGAUUGAUAACACAGAAGUAUACUCUCCACGUGGAUACAGCAAUGUCGUCAUAGAAACUAGUGAAGAAUUCCCGGAAGACAGUAUCGAAGAUGUGUGGACAGCGCUUGAUGUAAAAGGUAUCACUCGAGACUCUGAGAGCAAAUUACAGAUCGACGUUGACAAUGUCCAACCAGGAACGGCUGUCCUCGUACUGCAGAAUUUCGAAAAUAAUUUGACGCAUUUCCUGAAAACCUACUUCACAUACUUCAGAUUGUUCCCAAACGUUAAGAAUCCUCACUAUUUUUCAUGGACAGACCCCAAACGAGCUGAGAUAAUAUUACAAGCGAGACUGCGCCUCGAGCAAUACAAUUUUAACUAUAGACGGUUGAUUGUUGAUUCCUGUAUUACUACGGACAUUGCGGAGAGGAUGCUGAAUCGCUGGCGCGCGAAUGAAUGGUCCUGCACGCUGAUCGCUGGUGGUAAAAGCGUCGGCAAAUCCACUAGUAUGCGAUAUUUGAUCAACAGCCUGUUGGGCACGUCGAAGAAGGUAGUUUUGAUAGAUGUAGAUCCCGGACAGGCAGAAUGCACGCCGCCCGGAUGUAUCUCGUACAAUUUGAUCGAGGAGCCGUUAAUGGGACCGAAUUUCACACAUCUAAAAGCACCAGUUUACCAGUUGUUCAUUGAUGAUGUGGACGUUAGCCGAUGCGUUACACGUUACCUGGAAGGCAUUAAGAUGUUGAUCGAGAAAUUGAAGGAGUGUCCCAUCCUGUCUCGUUUACCUGUUGUAGUGAACACAAUGGGUUUUACAAAAAGUCUCGGUUGGAACAUUAUAAUUUUCACGAUAAAACUGAUCAACCCCUCAAUCAUCCUACAGAUUAUGUCGUCAAAAAAGAAGAAUAAUUAUGACAACGUUCUUAGUGCGGCAGUUGUAAAUAAUCAGAAAUGUUCAUGGACAUUCUGCGACGAGACAUUCAUCGAUUGGAAUAGACCGUGUGAACACGAUUUGUGCCUAAUCUAUUCCCAGGCGGAGGCUGUGGGGCGAAACGAGUUAAGCAUAACACCACAUCAAGGACGUGAACUCGUGAUGUUAUCUUAUCUCAGCAGUAUUGUGCAUGACAAAAAUGAUUCCCCCCAAUACAACACAGAACUUUCAUUCAAUAUUAACGAAGCAGUGCCGUAUACGGCACCCUUUUCUUCCUUGUGCAUUAUACCACAACGAUUAUUCGGAGUACCUGCAUCACGAGCUUUAAAUGUCAUAAACGGUAACAUUGUAGCGCUAUGCGGUAUAGAUUUAACGGAAGACUCUCCAAAAAAGUCUACAAAUAUUUCCAAUCUUCAAGUACUGACGCAAAGAUCUCCUUUAUGUACGUGCUACGGAUUCGGCAUAGUUCGAGGUGUCGAUAUGGAACGACAGGAAGUAUUCAUAAUUACUCCGUUACCAAUAUCAAUCAUGCAGCACGUUAAUUGCUUGGCAGGCUGUAUUCCGGUUCCUCCAGUAUUAUUGCAAUUACAUCAAGGUGCUCCUUAUGUUGGUGGAAACGCAGAAUUACCAACGAGUCGUGAACCUCGCAGAGGGUAUUUCAAGAUGAAAUAUCAAAAUAAAAAUGAGUCGAGUAAAUCAUAAUGAAUCAUAUUAUAUGUGCUAAUAUAUUCUUUGUAAAUGUUUGUCAAUUUAAGAACGUAAAACAGAGUAAAAUUUUCAAAAAAUCA
This is a messenger RNA of Acromyrmex echinatior (Panamanian leafcutter ant), 2694 nucleotides long. Its product is annotated as polynucleotide 5'-hydroxyl-kinase NOL9. Gene Ontology annotation, cellular component: nucleus. The record is from RefSeq and is a predicted model, not a curated record. Gene Ontology annotation, biological process: cleavage in ITS2 between 5.8S rRNA and LSU-rRNA of tricistronic rRNA transcript (SSU-rRNA, 5.8S rRNA, LSU-rRNA). Gene Ontology annotation, molecular function: polynucleotide 5'-hydroxyl-kinase activity. NCBI's taxonomy places the organism in Eukaryota, Metazoa, Arthropoda, Insecta, Hymenoptera, Formicidae.